CUUCAAGAAACAUAAUUAACAAAGAAUACAAACCAUACCAAGGAAAGAAAAUGGAUUCUGGUGAGCAAAGUUGUGAAGAAUGGAGUUCUCUUAGUGGAUUUUACACAGCUGAGGAAGCUGAUUUUAUGGGCCAGUUACUUAAUAACUUCCAAGUUUCUGAGCACCAUUAUGGAAAUUUCAAUUUAGAAAUUCCAUCUACAUCAUGGCCAGGACAUGAAUCCAAAAUAGUGAGCAUGAAUAGUAGUUCACAUUUUCCUCAAAAUGCUGAUAAUAGUAACACUGAUGUUUUUAGUUUUUUACAAAGUAGCUCCAUUUCUGAUACUAGCAAUAUAUUUCAUAAUACAAAUGGUGGUAACAUCUGUUUGAAUGAUCAUGUAGCCAACAUUGGUUACAUGAAUGCCAAUAUUAGCACUUAUAGUGUUCAAGGUAAUGACAGCCAACAGAUAACUGAAAACACUUCUGAAGAGUUUGGUCAAGAUGUUUCGGAAUCCGCGAAAGAGGCUAUCAAGAACAACCUGGAAAAAUCAGGAAAAAGAUCUAGGAGCUCAAUGAAGGUACAAAAGAACAAGAGAAAUGUGAAAUCUAGGAAGAAACCAAAGUCGGCGUUCAAAAGCAACGCUGACGAGGAUGAAAGUCAUGAUCUUCAGGAGCAGAAUUUGAGCUCAGAGGAUGAUGAUUUCAAUGCUUCACAGAAGCUAAAUGCAGGAACAUCUUCAAUCUUGAACCAGAAUGAUUCUCCAGAUUUGAAGUUAAAGGGAAAAUCAAGAUGUAAUGGAGGAUCUGCAUCUGAUCCACAAGGAGUCUAUGCAAAAAAAAGAAGAGAAAGAAUAAAUGAAAGGUUGAAAAUCCUACAAAGCCUGGUCCCUAAUGGAACCAAGGUGGAUAUCAGCACCAUGCUUGAGGAAGCUGUGCAAUAUGUGAAGUUUUUACAGGUCCAAAUUAAGCUUCUGAGCUCUGAUGAUCACUGGAUGUAUGCUCCAAUUGCUUACAAUGGAAUGAACAUUGGACUAAACCUCAACAUUAUCCCAACCGAACUACCAUAGAUAUAUAGCAAACAAUAAAAUAGGAUGCAACAGUUUAGAGCUGAAGCUGCAUGCCAUAUUGGCAUGUUUCUAUUCUAUUCAUUGUUAUUUUAGUAGCUGCAUUUAAUCCUAAGAAUGUAUAAGCUUUCUGUAUUUCUGAACCAUAAGACAUCAUUUUGAGUUGA
Messenger RNA from Medicago truncatula (barrel medic), 1207 nucleotides. RefSeq names its product transcription factor bHLH139. Gene Ontology annotation, cellular component: nucleus. The transcript is spliced from 5 exons. The record is from RefSeq and is a predicted model, not a curated record. Gene Ontology annotation, biological process: regulation of transcription by RNA polymerase II. Gene Ontology annotation, molecular function: DNA-binding transcription factor activity, RNA polymerase II-specific; RNA polymerase II cis-regulatory region sequence-specific DNA binding; protein dimerization activity. NCBI's taxonomy places the organism in Eukaryota, Viridiplantae, Streptophyta, Magnoliopsida, Fabales, Fabaceae. The coding region runs from base 51 to 1043 and encodes 330 amino acids.